AUGUCUUCUGUCAAGGCCCAGUCCAUGACAUCCACCCCCCUGGCCAGCGUUCCGGGCAACGCCACCACAGGUCUGAACGCUCUCCCCACGGGCUUUCCCGCCAGCGUCGAUGGCGAGAGUGUCUGGAUUGGAGCCAGGAUCUCUGACGGGGACUACGUCUAUCAUCUCACCAAGGCCGAUCUUGCUGAGAUCUACAAGGCUGUUAUUGCCUUCAAGGAACUUGGGCUCGAUGGGUCCCAGAUCAAUGUAAAUACGUUUCGAUUACCCACGCUUGGCCCGAAGCUUGUGGAGCUCAGUCUGGACGUCCACAACGGCCGCGGGUUCUCUGUCAUACGUGGAAUAAACCCUGGAGACUACAGUGUCGAGGACCUCACCAUCGCCUAUAUGGGCGUCUCCUCAUACGUUGCCGACAAGCGAGGUUGCCAGGACAAGCUUGGCAAUAUGCUGGUCCAUAUUGUUGCCACCAAGGCCAACGACAAGCACCAUCGCCACUCUACAGAUCCUAUUACCUUUCACAACGAAGAGGCCGGAGACAUUGUUUCCUGGCUCACUCGAGGAGCUGCCGCUGCCGGUGGCAAGUGCGUGAUUGCAUCCGCCGCAACCGUCUACAACGUCCUGGCUGCCACCCGCCCUGACCUUGUCCGAGUCCUCUCGCGGGGUGACUGGCCGUUCGCGCUCCCCCGAUAUCAGUGCCGCCCUGUUCUAUUUCACGAGAGUGGCAAGCUUAUCAUGAAUUUUGGCCGUGCUCCUCUCCUGGGAUCGGCUGCUCACCCCCGCAAGACUCGCCUGCCUACUCUUAACGCACAACAGAUUGAAGCCCUGGAUGCCAUCGAAGCGAUCGCUCGCGCCACUGAGUUCCAAUUCGCCACCCAGGCCGGUGACAUUCACUUCAUCAACAACCUGUCCGUUCUUCACCGUCGUGAUGGCUUUGUCAACGACGGGGCCUCCCAGCGACAUCUGGUUCGCAUGCGUCUGCGGAGUUCCACACUCGGCUGGUCUAUCCCCCCGAGUCUGAGCCGGGAAUGGUCCGAUGCUUUUGAAAAGCAGUCCGACAAGGUGUGGCACAUUGAGCCGAUGCCCGAACAUUUUGUGCCUCUACGAAAGCACCCCAACUGA
This is a messenger RNA of Diaporthe amygdali, 1116 nucleotides long. RefSeq lists its product as uncharacterized. The transcript is spliced from 5 exons. Bases 1 to 1116 code for a protein of 371 amino acids. Gene Ontology annotation, molecular function: oxidoreductase activity. NCBI's taxonomy places the organism in Eukaryota, Fungi, Ascomycota, Sordariomycetes, Diaporthales, Diaporthaceae. The record is from RefSeq and is a predicted model, not a curated record.